Messenger RNA from Sphaeroforma arctica JP610, 273 nucleotides. RefSeq lists its product as hypothetical. Bases 1 to 273 code for a protein of 90 amino acids. The transcript has 2 exons. The record is from RefSeq and is a predicted model, not a curated record. Lineage: Eukaryota; Ichthyosporea; Ichthyophonida.
AUGCUAUCAAAGGCUCAACAAAACUUUACUUCUAAGAACACCUCGAAUGGAAUAAACGACGUAGUCAACGACGCAGUCAACGACUCAGUCAACGACGCAGUCAACGACGCAGUCAACGACGCAGUCAACGACGCAGUCAACGACGCAGUCAACGACGCAGUCAACGACGUAGUCAACGACGCAGUCAACGACGCAGUCAACGACGCAGUCAACGACGCAGUCAACGACACAGUCAACGACGCAGUCAACGACGCAGUAUCGAUAAAUCUUUGA